CCAGAGGUUUAAUUUGAAAACUCCUUUAACAGUUGGUCCUAAGGUGGCUGCCCUGGCUUCCCACCCUGGGUCAGGGGUCCCUCCCAUGAUGGAGGCCCCAGCCCCAACCCCUCAACCACGCAUUCUGGGCCGCAGGUCCAUGUUCCGGUUUUUCCAUAGUUUGGCCAGCAGCACGGGCAGCCGGAGGAGCCCCAGACAGGCUCCUGUACAGGAUCAGGGGGCUGGCACACUGAUGCUGGGCUGCCAGGGAGGAAGAGGGAGGGAACCAGGGCCAACUGCCACCCUUCCCAGCACCCUGUCUGUGGCUAGGCCCCAGGGCUUCACACAUCUGCCACGGCAUAACCCUUUGGGGUUGGCCAUGGAAGACAUGAGAGCCCAGACCCCCGACCCCAAGGAGGUCCUGAGGGUGGCAGCCCAGGCUGUGGAGGCGGUGCUCGCCCUGCCCACGGGGAGCCAGGGAACGCUGGACAACCUAUCCAAAGAGGGGCAGGAAAAGCAGCGGCCAGCAGGGGAGGCCCCCGGAGACAUGGUGGCCCCAGACAGGAGCUGCUUGGCCUGGGCCCUGGAACUGGAGCCAGAAUACCUGCAAGGGGCUUGGGGGCCAGCGGAGGACUGUACAGGGGACGAGAAGGACCACCUGCUAGACGAUGACCCCGGCCUGGCCUCUUCCAAGGCAGGGCUGACACCCUGGAACCGCCUCCUGCGUCUGUACAAGCAGCUUCAGAGAUCAGCCACGGUCAAGGUCUGCUGUGGGGCCGAUGUCGGCUGCGGGGAUGGGGUGUCUCGUGUGCAGGAAGCCUUGCUCCAUGAGGAAGAGAAAAUGGAGGACGAGAACAGCUCCCUCCAACUCUGUGUCCCACGCAUCGUCACCCUACAGUCACCGCUGAGGAAGGCUUUUCGGCUCACCGACACAGUGGGUUUUGGGGAAUCUGAAUUGAAGAAGCUUCUGGCAGAACAGCAAGAGUCCUGCCUCUGGAAGCUGGGGAGCCGGGAGCACCAGGAGCACCAGGAGCUGCUGAGCUGGCCCGGGAGCACGCUGGAGGAAGGGGUCAUGAAGGGCCAGCCAGGCCUGGGGGUGCCUGAGCAGCAUCGGGAACUCUGA
This is a messenger RNA of Ochotona princeps (American pika), 1102 nucleotides long. RefSeq names its product gametogenetin-binding protein 1-like. Bases 86 to 1102 code for a protein of 338 amino acids. Lineage: Eukaryota; Metazoa; Chordata; Mammalia; Lagomorpha; Ochotonidae. The transcript has 6 exons. The record is from RefSeq and is a predicted model, not a curated record.